UCUCUCUAUCUCUCUCCCACGUUCUCUCCCUUUUCUCUCUCCGUGUUCAUUUUUUUUUUCGUACGUUUUUUCCAUCGAACAGCAAAAAGGCGCUGUCUUUCUCUCUCUACCUCUCUCUCUCUCUCUCUCUCUCUCUCUCUCUAUCCAGUCAGUCUUUCCUAUAGUUGAGCUGUAAAAAGAUAAACCCGAGAUCCGUCGGUUCAAUCAAUACACCCCGUUGAUCUAUGAAAUUUCCCUUCGCCGAUCAGUGAAUAGUGAAGGAAAGAGGCGUGGGGGAUUUGAUUGUAUUGGUAGCGAAAUGGGGAGUCGGGUGAAGGAGGAUGAGAAGAACGAGAGGAUUAUAAGGAAUCUUCUCAAGAUUCCUGAGAAUCGGAGGUGUAUUAACUGCAAUAGCUUGGGGCCUCAAUAUGUUUGCACUAAUUUCUCAUCCUUUGUCUGUACGACCUGCAGUGGGAUACAUCGGGAGUUCACUCAUAGAGUUAAGUCGGUAUCUAUGGCUAAAUUUACUACACAAGAAGUUAGUGCCCUUCAGGGAGGAGGGAAUGCGAGUGCUAGAGAAAUUUAUCUAAAGGAAUGGGAUUCUCAGCGUAAUUCUGCCCCCGAUGGAAGCAAUGUAGAGAGACUUCGUGAUUUCAUCAAGCAUGUAUAUGUGGAUAAAAGAUAUACUGGUGAGAGGAACUUGGAAAAGCCUCUGAAGGAAAGGAUGGGAGAAACCGAGGAUUUCAGAGGAAAUAGGAGGGCAGAUACCUAUCAGGGUGGUUCAAGAAGUCCACCUUACGACGAUUCUUUUGAGCGGCGGCAGAAUGAUAGGGCUAGUCCUGGAGGAAGAAGUCCACCAUAUGAUCAAGACAAUCGGAAAAAUAGUGAUUAUAAAAAAAGUCCUGCCCGUGCUGAAGUAGUUAAUGACUGGCGGCGAGAGGAUAGGUUUGGAAAUGGGAGGAGGUCUGGAGAUAGGGGUUCUGAUGGAGGCUCUAAGUUUGAAAUUGGAUCCCCUGAUAGUCAAAAAGAUUCAGACAUGUCCAGCCCUCCUAUUGUCCGCCCUGUUAGAGAUAUAUUAGGAGACAAUGUAUCUCCUCUUCGAGUUAUUGAGCCUCCUCCUAGAGCCACUAGUGGCAAGUCAAAUGAUGGUUGGGCUACACAGAGAACUGCAUCUUCCAGUAGUUUGGCAUCCUCUGAAGCGACGAACCCAUCGGAGGUCAAAGUGGAGGCUUCAUUUAUUGAUUUUGAUUCUGUUCCGGAACCUCCAACUGUACCACCACCUCAACAAGUGGCUACAGAUGCUUCAGUGCAUUUGACCACAUCCAAUAGUAAUGACUGGGCAAAUUUUGAUGCAGUUCCCGAUGUGAAAACAUAUAAUGCACCAUCGAAUUCUUUGGAAUCGUUAUUUUCGGGGUUGUCAAUUCCAACACCCACAUCCUCUGGAAGUACUGCUCUACCGGCUGUGCUUCCUCCUGUUAGUGCUUCUGCUGCAUCACACUUAGACAAUAUAGGAGGGAAUGUGCUUACACAUGCUCCAACUGGAGGACAAUGGCCUAACAUUGUAGCUGAACAACACCCUGUGUUCCCCGGAGGUAUUGGCCAGCCUGUUCCUCAGCCAGCUGCUCCUGUUAUUGGAGGAUUUUCGGGCAACCAGCAAUGGAAUUCACUUCCGCCCCACAAUGCCCACGGGCCUCCUGGUGCAUCUAUUGCACCAAUGCUUCCAACAGAAAUAAAGCCUGCCAUGGGAACCUCGUACGGAUCUACAACAGAAUCUUCAUUGGAUGCAAAAUCUGGUGGAAGACAAGCACUGCCUGAGGAUUUAUUUGCACCGAAUUACUCUUAUACUCCAUCUCAAGCUCCAGGCUGGUAUUCUGGUUCCCCAUACGGUGCUGGGGUCCCUGUGCAGUAUAACAAUCCAAUGGGAUCUUGGGCUGCACCUAAUUACCCUCCGGCGUCUAGAUCGACAAAUCCUUUUGAUGUUGGCAAUGAUCCUUCUCCUCUUCAAACAUCUACAUUUCCAUCAGUGGCACCUAUGCAAGAGCCGUUGCCCAGAACUGCAAAUCCAUCCGGGCUACUACGUACCGCAAGCCUUGGAACCCCGCAACCCCAUCCUCCAUCAAUGUUUGGUCAAGCGCCAGCAUAUGCAUCAACAGUCCCUCCAGGUUCAUUCGCUGGACAAGAAAUACCUGGCAGCAUGCCUCCAAGGCAACAAGGGCUAUCUGGGUUCGGCUUCGAUGAGUCUGCUUUUGCAUCUAUGAACCCAAAUCCCCAUCUCGGUGGAUUACAUCACGCUCAUUCUGCAAGUAACUUCACUUCUGCUAGUGGAAACCCAUUUGGCUAAAGACGAAAAAAGAAAUGGUUUAGUACAAUCUUGAUUUUGUUGCUUCCGUUCAACUCACUGUGUAGAUGACAUUAGUUGUACAAUUCUGCCGAAAGAGAAGUCUGCUGCAUUUUAGACUUGGAGAAAUCGAUUCAUUUUUCCUUGGUGUAAUUCAAAAAAGAAGCUGUAUUAUCGGAAUCCUCUGUAGUUGAUUGAGGUUGUAUACGAGCCCGAGUGUGAAAGCUUGCUAAUGUAGCGUGUUUUAUUGGUGUACUAUAAGUGCAAAAAAUAAUUAUAGUUUGGUAUUUGUUGUGAGAUUUCUGUAGAGUCUUAAGAGAAACAGAUGAGCUGUUUGUAGAGUAGAUUUUUUAAAAGUAUUAUUUUGUCUGAAUUAUAAAUAUUUUUUGCUAUUCUUUGUUUGAAUAAAACUGCAUAUUGUGGUGGUUUUGUGUACUAUA
Erythranthe guttata (spotted monkey flower) is the source of this 2757-nucleotide messenger RNA. RefSeq lists its product as uncharacterized. Lineage: Eukaryota; Viridiplantae; Streptophyta; Magnoliopsida; Lamiales; Phrymaceae. The record is from RefSeq and is a predicted model, not a curated record. Gene Ontology annotation, molecular function: GTPase activator activity.